Molecule: messenger RNA, 1524 nt
Organism: Brassicogethes aeneus
Lineage: Eukaryota; Metazoa; Arthropoda; Insecta; Coleoptera; Nitidulidae
Source: the annotation of a GenBank genome assembly
AUGUCUAACGAUUUUGUAAACGAACAAAAUAAGUGUAAAAGGUGUAAAACUAGUGCUCUUAGUGGACCUAAGUGUAUAAAAUGUGGUGUAGUGAGCCAUAGUAGUUGCCUUAAACUAUUAAAAAAUAUAAAAUUCAUUGAUGAGAAAAAUGUUCAAUGUUGUGACGAUGACCUUGAUUCAACCUCUGAUAGUGAAAGUAAUGAUACAGUCCUAGGAAACGACGCAAGCAGUUUGGAAAAUUAUUAUUUGAAAGAAUUAUUAAAGCAGAAGGAUGUGCAUAUUCUAAGCCUUGAAGACAAAAUUCUUAUUUUAAAAAAACAGAUAAAUCUUCUAAAACAACUUACCCCACCUGGUGAGAAAACUAAUCAAAAUAAAAACCCAGCACAAAGUAAGUCACUAGUGCCUCAAAACUCAAAAACUACUGACACUAAACCAAAUUCUAAAACCAAUCAGACAAAAGCAAAAAACUCAAACACAAACAUACAAAAUCCAAUUAUUACAAAAUCCGAAAUGACAGCUGCUAUAAAUAUCGCGCUUAAACCUGACGUCAUCGACAAAAAAGAUGAUAUCAAUAAAGAAAAUAAUACACCUACAAACAACCAUAAAAACAAUAAACAAACCAAUGCGUUUAUUAAGGGGACAAACAACUCUAACACUCUUAAAGUUGUUGAAAAGAACGCCUGGAUUUACGUAACGAAUCUUCAUGAAGAGACCACUGAGAAACAAAUAGAAGACUACUUAGCUACAAUCUGCAAAACCCAAUGUGAAAAACUUACUCAAAAUUUUGAAAACAGUAAAAAAAGUUCCUUUAAAAUAUGUGCCCCUUAUAAAUUUAAAAACCAAAUUCUUGAUGGAAAUAUAUGGCCUGAAGGUACCCUUAUAAACAGAAGUGAAGUGUUGUGCAUAAAACAAAAAGACAAAGUUAUAAGUUACUUUUGUGAGGAUUGCAAAUUUGAAAUAACUCAAAAUAGUCAGUUGUUAACUAUAAUACUGGAAUUGCAAAAGGAAAUUAAAGGACUUAAUAGCAAGGUUAGUGAGUUAGAAAACAAAUUUAUAAAUGUAAAUGCACAAAAAUCAGUUCCUGAUGAUUGCAAAUUUAUCGAAAAUGUUAUAUUGGAAUCACAGGAACGUGAAAAACGCAGUAAAAAUGUUUUGCUAUUUAAUAUAAACGAAGAAGAUGAAGACUUUGAAAAAAUUGCCAAAAAUGUUAUUACAGGUAUUUCUAAUUUAGUAAAUACCGACAAUCUUAAAAUUUACCGUAUUGGUAAAAAAACGGAUGGCAAAAAACGUCCAGUUAAAAUUGAAUUUAAAUCAGCUGUGGAUGCAAAAACUAUACUUGUCAAUAAAACCAAGGUGAAUGAACCUUAUAGAAACAUAAAAAUAAAUAACGAUUUAACAUUUUUGCAAAGAAAAUAUUUGGAAAACCUUAGAAGUGAACUAGAAAAUAAAAACAAGUCUGAUUCUAACGUAAAAUAUACUAUUAAAUACAAAAAUGGAUUACCAACCAUUGUAAAGUUAGAUUAG